AUGUGGUGGUUACGAGCUCUAUCAACCGGAACAGCGAUACAUCCAGAUCCUGUCUCACACUAUGUAACGACAGACGCAUCUGCCAGAGGCUGGGGUGCCAUAGUAGACGACGCUUCUCUGAACGGAUUAUGGUCCCCGGAACAGAAGAAAUGGCACAGCAAUUUAAAGGAAAUGUGGGCAGUUAUACAAGCCUUAACCAAUCGUCAGCAAUCGCUACGUCAUUCAACCGUGCUAGUCCAAUCAGACAACAAGAGUGUGGUGAGUUACAUGCGGAACGAGGGGGGUCUCCGAUCACAGAACCUCUAUCGGCUAACGUGCAUGUUAUUCGAGAUUGCGGACGAGAACAAGAUUCACCUGGUCUCUCAGUACCUGCCCGGUCAGGUAAACACAGACGCGGACAUGCUGUCAAGGCUCAAAUUACCCGGGGAGUGGACCUUAACGGAAGAAGCAUGUCAAGAGGUAUUUCGCAAGUUCGGAAUGCCCGAAAUCGACUUGUUCGCCUCGAAAACCGCGCACGUGCUUGCUCGCUACGUCUCACGAGAUUGCAAAGACUCGAACGCAGAGUUUCACGACGCCUUCAGCAGAAGGUGGUCAUACCGUCGAGCAUGGGUAUUCCCGCCACCACACCUAAUUCCACGAAUUCUGUCACACCUCAACCUGUGCAAGGGUCGCUACAUCCUAAUAGUACCGCGCUGGUCCAAAGUGUUUUGGCGGCCGGACCUGAAGAGGAGAGCGGUGAGCGCUCCAUUACCCAUAUUCAAUCUUCAGCAGCAGUUACUAGAUACACGGACAUAUCUGCCUCCGGUUCACGUGGACCAGAUGUAUCUAGAGGCAUGGCUAGUGAAGGGUGGUGUGCCGAAUUAA
Trichoplusia ni (cabbage looper) is the source of this 864-nucleotide messenger RNA. RefSeq lists its product as uncharacterized. The coding region runs from base 1 to 864 and encodes 287 amino acids. Gene Ontology annotation, molecular function: nucleic acid binding. NCBI's taxonomy places the organism in Eukaryota, Metazoa, Arthropoda, Insecta, Lepidoptera, Noctuidae. The transcript has a single exon. The record is from RefSeq and is a predicted model, not a curated record.